Salpingoeca rosetta is the source of this 1496-nucleotide messenger RNA. RefSeq lists its product as uncharacterized. Bases 108 to 1079 code for a protein of 323 amino acids. The record is from RefSeq and is a predicted model, not a curated record. Lineage: Eukaryota; Choanoflagellata; Craspedida; Salpingoecidae. Gene Ontology annotation, molecular function: transmembrane protein transporter activity. The transcript has 12 exons. Gene Ontology annotation, biological process: protein import into mitochondrial matrix. Gene Ontology annotation, cellular component: mitochondrial outer membrane; mitochondrial outer membrane translocase complex.
GCCCAAGCCACGAAUCGUAGAGUGAAGGCACCAAAGUCAAUUUUGCCCUUUCACCCACAGCAGCUCUUCCACCAACAAACCCACCGUCUCUGCCACACGCUUCCACCAUGUCUGCGCCAAUGCCCCCUCCUCCUUCGCCUGCCGCUGCCACGGGCGCUCCCCAGGCACAGGCACAGCCAGAGCAACCAGCCGCCCAGCAGGAGGCUGCUCCCGCCAGGUCUGGCCCCGGCUCUUUCGACUCUCUGCACAACGAGAUCCGAGGUGUGCUGCCGGCGUUUAUGGUGUUCCAGGGCGCUCGCUUCGCCUUCCAGAAGCCCGUUGGCCAGCACCUUGCCCUGACACACUCCAUCAUCCUCAACGGCAAGGAGAGCGCGUACAAGCUUCAGCCCACAUACAUCGGCACCAUGCGCCAGAAGAGCCCCCAGGAGUCUUUCCCCAUCUGCAUCGGUGAGGUGGACCACGCUGGCCGACUCAUGGCUAACAUCAUCCACGAGGCAACAGACAACAUCAAGCUCAAGUACCAGCUGCAGACGGAUGGCUCCGACGUCGUUGGCACCGCACUCGAGACUGAGUUUGCCGGCAGCGACUUUUCUGCGGGCCUGAAGAUGCUCAACGUCAACCCCGCCAAGAACAAGGGCACAUGGAUCCUCAACUACCUCCAGCGCGUCACCUCUCGCUUCUCCCUCGGCGCCGAGCUGCAGUACCAGUACAUGGCCAACCUGACAGAGUACUCUGGCCUCAACUUUGGCGGCAAGUACCAGACGCCCGACUGGCUGUUGGCGGUGACCGCCAGCCCCGUCGGCAUCAUGCAGGCCUCCUAUGUUCACCAGAUUGCCAAGAACACGACUGCCGGGUGCGAGCUUGAGAUGCAUUUGCCGCAGCGGCAGGUUCAGGCGUCCGUGGGCGUGCAGUAUUCGUUCAAGAACAGCACCUUCAGGGGACAGAUCACCUCUGGCGGUGUUGUGAUGGGCUACUUUGAGAAGCAGCUUGUGCCCGCUUUCACCUUUAUCGUCUCCGCUAUCCUGGACCACGUCAAGUCCGAGACGGUGUUUGGCCUCGGCCUGCAGAUUGGACAGUAGACGCAGCACUCAUCAUGUCCCCCUUGCUCCUCCUUCUCCCAUCACGCUUGUAUCCGAUGCACACGCAUGCACACGCCUCCAUCUCUCGUCUUGUCUUUAUGUCAGGGGUGUGAGUGGUUGAUGGGUUGUGCCAUGCAUGGGUUGGUGUUGUUGUUGUCUGUUGGGUGCUGAGUGGAUUGAAAAAAAAACGGUGGCUUGCUUCUUGCUUGCUGGCUUGGUGUUGAGUUAGUGUGCGUGCGUGGUUCGCUUGGCGUGUUAGUGUUGCGUGUGUGCCACUUUCCAUCUUUGUUGUGGCGAUGUUGUUCUGAUUGUCGCUGUUUCAGUGUUCGUGGAGUCUCAUCAAACGGGGCUGUAUUGUGGUUGGAUUACACAAACCUCCCCAUUGACUCGCCUGAACCAGAAAGACGCAAAAACCAC